This is a messenger RNA of Microthlaspi erraticum, 489 nucleotides long. The record is from the annotation of a GenBank genome assembly. NCBI's taxonomy places the organism in Eukaryota, Viridiplantae, Streptophyta, Magnoliopsida, Brassicales, Brassicaceae.
AUGGAGCUCAGUCUCAAGCUGCGAUCUUUUUCAUUCCCCUCCUCGGUUUCGAGUGUUAAGGAUGCAAGGUUCUUAAAGUCGAUUAUUUUCUGCAAUUUGAAAUCAUCACAUCAUCAGAAAGCUAAGAGAUCAUCAACAGCGAUUCCUGCAUUAGCUGAAACAGCUGCUUCUAUAGCAAUUGCAGCUACAUUUGUCGGCACUGCAGCGACUCUUCUUGUUCGGAGAAGCAACAAAGCCUCAGAAGAAGCCGAGGCUUCUACGAAAGAAUGUGAAGUUUGCGGCGGUUCAGGGAUCUGUUCUGAGUGCAAAGGUGAAGGAUUUGUUCUGAAGAAACUAUCAGAUGAAAAUGCUGAGAAAGCAAGACUCACAGCAAAGAACAUGGCCACAAGAUAUACGGCCGGGCUUCCCAAGAAAUGGAGCUACUGCACUAAAUGUUCUUCAACGCGAUCUUGUAUAACGUGUGGUGGAAGCGGAAAGACAAGCAUCUAG